Aphanomyces invadans is the source of this 2070-nucleotide messenger RNA. RefSeq lists its product as hypothetical. The transcript has 3 exons. Gene Ontology annotation, cellular component: nucleus; DNA replication factor A complex. Gene Ontology annotation, molecular function: damaged DNA binding; single-stranded telomeric DNA binding. Bases 459 to 1973 code for a protein of 504 amino acids. Gene Ontology annotation, biological process: nucleotide-excision repair; DNA replication; telomere maintenance via telomerase. NCBI's taxonomy places the organism in Eukaryota, Oomycota, Saprolegniomycetes, Saprolegniales, Verrucalvaceae. The record is from RefSeq and is a predicted model, not a curated record.
CUUGGAUUUUGCUGCCGCAAGAUGACUCAGUUGACGCCGAAUGCUGUGGCGACGCUACACAACCGCCAGAACCCUGAUGGUUUUGAGCCUUGGGUGCAAGUGAUCGAUCUGAAGAAGAUCAACUCGGCUUCAGGGAAAGGCGGUGACCGCUACCGAUUGGUGUUGUCCGAUGGGCAGUACUACAUGAGCGGAAUGCUCUCGACGCAACUCUCGUCGACACUUGAAGACGGGAGUCUAGCGGUCAACUACUUCGUUCGUCUCAAGGACUACGUGGGCAACACCGUUCAAAACAGAAAGUGUGACGUCAACUUUGUGUUCCCACCGCGUUUUACUUACCACUGUCUAGGAUUUUGAUUGUUUUGGGGAUCGCCGAAAUUCAACCUGGGUAUGAGCGAGUUGGAGCCCCCGAAAGUAUUGACAAGGCAGGUGGGGCUCCUGCUGCUGCUCCUGCAGCACCGAUGCACCACGUUCCCGCCCCCUCGUUGUACCAAGCUCCUCCGGCAGCCGUCGUCCCAACUUACCAAGCUCCUGCCCCUCAAUCUACGUAUCUUCCACAUCAAAGUACCGCGCCUCAAACCGCUCCUCGCAGCAACCCGUACCAAAAGUCAACUACGCCAAUGAAGAACCACGCCCCUGUAGUUCGUGAAGACCCUGGCAUGCGUAUUUCUGACAUUGCAUCCCUCAAUCCUUACUCUGGUGGUCGAUGGACGAUUAAGGCCCGAGUGACCUCUCGUUCGCCUGUGAAGAACUGGACAAACGCCCGCGGUCAAGGAAAGCUCUGCAGCGUGGACUUGUUGGACGCCAAGGGUGGAGAAAUCCGCGCCACGCUCUUCAACGACGCAGUUGAUGCGUUCUACGACCGAUUGAUUCCAAACGGUAUCUUCUACUUUUCCGGUGGCAAGAUCAAGAUGGCGAACCGAAAGUUCUCAGCCAUUAACAACGAUUACGAGGUCACGUUUGACACGUCGUCGGACAUUAUCGCGGCGCCAGAUGACCAUGCAAUUCAGGCUGUUUCGUACAACUUCAAACCUAUUGCAUCAAUUGAGGCACUCCCCGCUGAAUCCACAAUCGACUUGAUUGGAAUUGUCAAACAUGUCGGGCCAUGCACAGAACUGACGUCAAAGGCGGGCAAGCAACUCCAGAAACGCGACUUCACCAUGGUCGACGAUACACUGGCCGAAAUCAAGGUCACUGUGUGGAGUGAACGCGCGACCGACCCUGCAUGCGAUAGCUGGACUAACCAAGUAUUGGCCAUCAAGGGGUGCCGCAUCAGCGACUAUAGCGGACGUACAAUUGGCACGUUUUCGUCGACGAGUUUUGUGACGAAUCCCCCGCUCCCUGAAGCGGCCAGGCUUUUGUCGUGGUAUAGCGCGGGCGGUGCGUCCACAAGCACCAAAUCGUUGAGUGGUGGCGGUAGCGGAGUCGGCGGUGGCAUGGGGCCAUUCGAUCAACGCUCCAACAUCGCUGACAUCAAGGAGAAACGAUUGGGGUAUGGCCAAAAGCCUGACUAUAUCACUGUCAAGGGUACGGUGAGCUUCAUCAAACACGACGCUGGGGUGUGGUACCAAGCUUGUGUCAAAUGCCAGAAGAAGGUCGUGCCUGAUGCGGCACAGAAUUUCAACUGCGAAAAGUGCCAGACCGUGUAUGCCAGCUGCGAGAAUCGAUACAUUUUGUCGAUGGUGAUCCAAGACACGUCGGGGUCGACGUGGACAUCGUGCUUUAACGACCAGGGCAAGAUUGUGAUGUUGGGCAAGUCGGCGGACGAACUGGCCGAGCUCAAGGACACCAACAUGGGUUUGUUUGAAGGAAGUUUCAAAGCCGCGCAAUUCCGACCGUACUUGUUCCGCAUGCGAUGCAAAGCCGAGCCCCUCAACGACGAAGUACGUGUGAAGGCGCAGAUUGUCAACUUGGAGCCGCUGAAUUACGUGACGGAAUCGGCCGAACUGCUCGACGCCAUUGAAAAGUUUGCAUAGAUGCAAGCGACGUGGACGAAUGUAGGGAUAGACCCCACGACCACGUCGACUUGAAGGUGAUCGAGUAAUAUGCAUCAACUGCCAUCGAGUCGUGUCG